Molecule: messenger RNA, 701 nt
Organism: Zea mays
Lineage: Eukaryota; Viridiplantae; Streptophyta; Magnoliopsida; Poales; Poaceae
Exons: 1
Coding region: 107-460 (117 amino acids)
Source: RefSeq, marked predicted
AUCGAACCCCCGCCACCACCAGUCCAGCAGCACCAGGCCAGACAGGCACACCUCGAAGAACAAGAGCUGGUCCUCCUGGUAAUAAGCGAGAGAGAGAGAGAGGCCAAUGGCAGCCAAGUGGUGGCUCGUCGCCUCCCUGCUGCUCUGCCUCGCCGUCGCAUCGGCGGCGGCAAGGGCAAUAAUGCCCCGCGACUGCGACACUGCUGCCGCCUUCGCGGCGGGCGACGGCAGUGCCGGCGCCGUGGACGAGGACGACGAGCAGGCCAAGACCGCCGACGUGUUCGGCGGGCGGACCGGCGGCGGCGGCCUCUUCGGCGGCGUCCACGGCCCGCUGGGCGGCGGCGUCGCUGGGUUCGGCCCGUUCGGCGGGGCCGUCGCCGGCGCGGGCCCGUUCGGCGGGUUCGGAGGCGGCGGCGGCCUCGGUGGCGGAGGAGGAGCAGGUGGCGCCGGCGUCCCGUGAGGCGUGAGCAACGCUGUGCUUGUGCAUGGCCAUGGAUGCAUGCGUGCGUGCGCGUGUAAUAAUGUGUCUGUGCGGUACGACUGUACGUACGUGCCGUGUGCCUGCCCGCGCUCUUGUGAUGAAGAAUGUGGGUCGUCAGCCAUCAGCGUGUGUGUGUGUGUGUGUGUGUGUGUGUUGGACUUGGACCUGUACACCCUCCUUCCGUCUUCCCACUGUAUGUUAAUCAGCAUUCUUCGAACCA